Juglans regia (Persian walnut) is the source of this 843-nucleotide messenger RNA. RefSeq names its product 50S ribosomal protein L6, chloroplastic. Gene Ontology annotation, biological process: translation. The record is from RefSeq and is a predicted model, not a curated record. Gene Ontology annotation, molecular function: rRNA binding; structural constituent of ribosome. NCBI's taxonomy places the organism in Eukaryota, Viridiplantae, Streptophyta, Magnoliopsida, Fagales, Juglandaceae. The coding region runs from base 66 to 746 and encodes 226 amino acids. The transcript has 3 exons. Gene Ontology annotation, cellular component: ribosome.
GUGGAUAUAACGUUGUCCAUUUCAGAUAGCCUUUUCUUUCCUCUGAAGCUCACAAGCCGUUAUCAAUGGCUUCCUCGCUCACCUCCACUUUCCAAACCAGCAAUUUGAGGUCUGUGUUUUUGGGCGAGAGAAAUGUAAACUGUGUUUCUAGUGUUCCUGUAAAUCGUGUUGGUUUCCUGAGGAAAGCUGUGGUGUGUAAGGAAUCCCGAAUAGGAAAGCAACCAAUUCAAGUGCCAUCCAAUGUGACGCUCACUUUGGAAGGUCAAGAUUUAAAAGUAAAGGGUCCUUUAGGGGAACUUUCACAGACCUAUCCACGAGAAGUCAAGCUUGAGAGGGAGGAGUCUGGCAUUAUAAGAGUCAGAAAGGCGAUGGAAACUAGAAGGGCCAGCCAAAUGCAUGGGCUUUUCAGGACACUCACCGACAAUAUGGUGGUGGGAGUAUCUAAAGGUUUCGAGAAGAAGCUUCAAUUGAUUGGUGUUGGAUAUCGUGCAACGGUAGAAGCAAAAGACUUGGUACUGAAUCUUGGGUUCUCUCAUCCAGUUAGGAUGGCAAUCCCAGAUGGCAUAAAAGUGAAGGUGGAAGAAAACACCAGAAUUACUGUCAGCGGAUAUGACAAAUCUGCCAUUGGACAGUUUGCUGCUUCAGUUAGGAGAUGGAGACCCCCAGAACCAUAUAAAGGUAAGGGUGUGAAAUAUGCUGACGAAGUCGUUAGACGGAAGGAAGGAAAAGCCGGAAAGAAGAAGUAAUAGAGGUUUUGGUUUCAUUGUUUCCUUCCUUGUCAUCUCGUUGUGCUUGUCAAACAUGAAUUUGCAAUAUUGGGUGUACUUGCAGUGUUAACAUGUA